Melopsittacus undulatus (budgerigar) is the source of this 4263-nucleotide messenger RNA. It is a transcript of the gene HFM1, whose product is annotated as helicase for meiosis 1. Gene Ontology annotation, molecular function: nucleic acid binding; ATP binding. The transcript is spliced from 38 exons. The record is from RefSeq and is a predicted model, not a curated record. NCBI's taxonomy places the organism in Eukaryota, Metazoa, Chordata, Aves, Psittaciformes, Psittaculidae.
AUGUUCAAGUCUGCAAACGUGGCCUUUUCACUGGAUAAUUUUUUUUAUGAAAGACCAGAUAAAAACCAAAGGUAUCUAGAAAAUGAAGAGCCUAAGGUUUGGUAUAUUGCACCUGCUCCAUCUAUUUCUGAAAUUCCAGCUGCAGAGGAGUUGCAGAGGGAACUGGAAAAAAAUGCAGCCAACACUCCUAUUGUUUUUGCAGGAGGGAGAAAACAUGAGAAGUUUAUACAAUGUAAAAGUACCUCUGAGGAAGGACAUGAUAAAUUACCAGCACCAGUUCAGUUUGGAACAGGGGUUUCUCGUCCACCUGGUGAAAAUUUUUCACAAAACAAAAGAGAAAGUAAUUUUCUGGAAAACAGCGAUGAUGAUGACGAGAGUGCCCAUUCAACAUUAAGAAAAAACUUAUUUAAAAUGCCUGGUUAUAUGCACACAAAUACAGAAUUGAAAGAUAGUUUUAUUGAUAUGAAAGGAAUUGAUACUUACUUAAAUACAACUGAAAACAUAAAAGAAGUAAAAAAAGAAUGUUUAUGGAGAAAUAAUCAUCAUGCCUCAAUAACUGAAGACUCAGAUUUUACUCUGCAUAGGGUAAAUCAUGGGAACAUUGCAUCUAAAAGUGAAAUGGAUAUAAAACCAUUUCCUAAUGCUUCAGAGAUUCUGGAUAUGACAGGAAUUACAGGAAGAAAAUUGGAAAUUUUGAGGGCUGUUACAGAAAUACCAACCCAAUUUAGGAGUAUUUUUAAGGAGUUCCCAUAUUUCAACUAUGCACAAUCUAAAGCUUUGGAUGAUCUUCUGUAUACAGAUAGGAAUUUUGUGAUUUGUGCUCCGACUGGCUCUGGAAAAACUGUAAUGUUUGAGCUAGCUAUUACCAGAUUACUCAUGGAAGCCCCACUGCCUUGGCUAAAUAUUAAGGUUGUUUACAUGGCUCCAAUAAAAGCUCUGUGCAGUCAGCGUUUUGAUGAUUGGAAAGAAAAAUUUGGACCUAUAGGGCUCAGCUGCAAGGAACUGACAGGAGAUACAAUGGUGGAUGACUUAUUUGAAAUACAUCACGCUGACAUUAUUAUCACUACACCUGAAAAAUGGGAUAGCAUGACUAGAAGGUGGAGAGACAACUCUAUAGUGCAGCUUGUACGACUGUUUCUCAUUGAUGAGGUGCAUGUUAUAAAGGAUGAAAGCCGUGGUGCAACGUUAGAAGUUGUAGUCAGUCGGAUGAAGACUGUUCAGUCUUCUCUUUGGCAUCUUUUUGAGAAUCAUGACACUGUUCCUCCCUUGAGAUUUGUAGCUGUUUCUGCAACAAUCCCAAACACUGAAGAUAUUGCAGAAUGGCUUUCAGAUAGUAAGAUGCCAGCUGCAUGCUUGAAAAUAGAUGAGGAUCAACGACCAGUCAAGCUACGCAAAAUUGUUCUUGGUUUUCCAUGCAGUGACAGUCAGACAGAGUUCAAAUUUGACUUAACUCUUAACUACAAGAUAGCUAGUAUUAUACAAACAUACUCGGAACAAAAGCCAGCACUUGUGUUUUGUGCCACAAGAAAAGGAGUGCAACAGGCCGCUUCUGUUCUUGCAAAAGAUGCUAAAUUUCUACUGAGUGUAGAACAGAAACAAAGAUUACAGAGGUCUGCAAAUUCACUGAAAGAUUCCAAACUGAAAGAUCUUUUAAUGUAUGGUGUGGCUUAUCAUCAUGCGGGUAUGGAGUUAUCUGACAGAAAAAUAAUUGAAGGAGCCUUUACUGCAGGAGACUUACCAGUACUUUUUACUACUAGCACCUUAGCAAUGGGAGUCAAUCUACCUGCACAUCUGGUGGUUAUAAAAUCCACAAUGCACUAUGUUGGAGGAGUGUUCCAAGAGUACAGUGAAACUGACAUUCUGCAAAUGAUUGGAAGAGCAGGAAGGCCUCAAUUUGACACGACAGCUACAGCAGUUAUUAUGACUCGUUGUAGCACAAGGGGAAAGUAUGUGCAGAUGUUAAAUGGUGCUGAUAUAAUAGAGAGCAGCUUGCACAGGCAUCUUGUUGAGCACUUGAAUGCAGAAAUAGUGCUGCGUACUGUCACAGAUGUCACUGUAGCUUUGCAGUGGAUACGAUCAACAUUCUUGUACAUUAGAGCCUUAAAAAAUCCAACUCAUUAUGGUUUUUCAUCUGGAUUGGAUAAAAUUGGUAUUGAAGCAAAAUUACAAGAACUAUGUUUGAAGAACUUAAAUGAUUUAUCAUCUUUUGAUUUGAUCAGGAUGGAUGAAGAAAAUAAAUUCAAACCAACAGAGACUGGAAGAUUAAUGGCGUGGUAUUAUAUUGCAUUUGAUACAGUGAAACAGUUUUUCACAAUUAAGGGAACAGAGACUUUAAAUGAAUUGAUUACAAUGAUCUCCAACUGCACAGAAUUUCUGGAUGUCAAGUUGAGAACUAAUGAAAAGAAAAUACUGAACACAUUGAAUAAAGACAAGGACAAAAUAACUAUCAGGUUUCCAAUGGAGGGGAAGAUAAAAACAAGAGAAAUGAAAAUAAACUGUCUUAUUCAGGCUCAGCUUGGAUGCAUUCCUAUUCAAGACUUUACUUUGACACAAGAUACUGGCAGAAUAUUUAGAAAUGGCUUAAGAGUCACUAGAUGGUUAACUGACUUUCUGGCAUCAUGUAAGGACAACUUUUCUGCUUUAUUAAACUCUUUGAUUUUAGCAAAGUGUUUCAGAUGCAGACUUUGGGAAAAUUCACUUCAUGUGUCUAAACAACUGGAAAAAAUUGGUGUAUCACUUGCAAAUGCUAUGGUGAAUGCUGGGCUGACAUCAUUUAAAAAAAUAGAAGAAACAAAUGCAAGGGAACUUGAAUUGAUUUUAAACAGACAUCCUCCUUUUGGAAACCAGAUAAAAGAAUCUGUUUUGCACCUUCCAAAAUAUGAACUUGAUAUUGAACAGCUUCCAAAAUACAGUGAUACACUGGCUGAAAUCUUAGUAACCAUCAGAUUAACAAACUAUGAGCAGCUACAAACAAAGAGAACAGCAACAGACUUCCACUAUGUUACACUGGUUAUAGGAGAUGCUGACAACCAAGUCAUUUUUAAUCAGAAAAUUAUGGAUUCUGUGCUGCUGAAAACUGGCAAUUGGACAAAGAAAAUUGAAGUGAAAAGAGCUCUUAAAUCAGAGGAAAUUAGUAUAAAUUUAAUUAGUUCUGAUUAUGUUGGCCUUGAUAUACAGCAAGCAUAUACAGCCUUUUACUUAACACCAAAACCAGUGGGAAGUAAGGUGGUUACAAAUCAAAACCUGCAGGCCAAGUCUUCACUUGAUACGUGUUAUGGCUCACCACAGAGUCUGUCAGCAGCAAAAGUAGAUACAGGAGACAAAUCUAAACAAGAGAUUACUUACAAGAAAUAUGGAAACAGAGAAUGCAACCACCGCUGUAAAAACAAAGAUGUGUGUGGACAUGACUGCUGUAAAAUUGGUGUACCUGCAAAGUCUGAGAUGAAUGGAGAUGCAAAGUUUUCUUUGUACCUAGCUGAUUUAAGGAGCAGGAACUCAAUUUCAUGUGUACCCCCAGUAAAACGGUUAAAGAUGCAGAUGUUAAAUCAAACUCAAACUGUGGAUCUCAAGCAAUUUGUUUUUACACCUAAAUCUUCAUUGCCAGCAUUGCUGAGGUCUAGCAAUGGACAGUCAUCUUCAUUACCUUCAGUGACCCAGGCAGAUCAUACUAAUAGCUUAGGGGGAUCUCAGAAACAACUGCAAUCCUGGAACUAUGGGAAAAGUAGUAACAGAUCUUGUUUUUCAGAUGAUUUCAAUGUGGACUUUGAGCUGCAGGAUGAUAUUUGGGGUGAUAUUGAUGAUGAGAAAUUAGUACAUGCUAGCAAUUUUGACAGUAGAGAUUUGGAACAUGGAAAUAUCUGCCUUUAAAUUCCAGAUGAGUGUGAACCAAUUGGACAGUAUAUAAGAAGGAAAGCCACAAAUGACAUUUCAAAACAUUCAUGCACACUACAAGAUGAGACCAGUGUUCAGAACUCCACUGUUUCUGUAGUUAAUAGCCCAUCAAAAGUGAAUUUAUCUGCACAGCAUGGAAAUAUCAAUAUGUUCAGUUUUCAAGAGAAAAACUGUUUAAAUCUUUCACAAGAGCUGGAAACUGCACAAUGUUCUUCCAUCUCAAAAAAGAUCCCAGACUCUUCUAAAUUCACUAGGAAAGAGGAGUUCUUUAUUUUCACAGAACAGGAAAAGGAAGUAUAUCCCAGAUACCUUCUUGAUGAUGAAAUCAAUGAUGUCAAGCCCUUUCUUGGUAUAUUUGAUGACAUUUUGUAA